UUUCGUAUUUAUACAUUUUAUCUUUUUUUUUUCCCACAAAGCUAAAGAAGAAGAAACACAAUUUUUGGGUACUAACACAUUGUUCUACAUACAUCUCUUUAGAUUCAUAUAUACGUGUAUAUGUGUUAAUCGUGUGUGUUUUGAUGUUAGUUAUCCAAAGUUAGCGGGAAAAUGGCGGGAAACGGAAACGAGAAUACAAGUGGAGACUUCAGUUUCUCGGCUGCGGCGGCGCGUGAUGCGCUUCCGAGGAUCACGACUGAGAAGGGAGCCAAAGCUCCGACGCCGAGAGAGGUGUGCCAGGACGACACCGCACCGAGGGUCAACUUUCAGACCAUCGACGAGCUUCAUAGUCUCCAGAAGAAACGAUCUGCCCCGACCACUCCUCUUACAAAUGCGAAUGCCAACGGACUCACCGGAACAAGCGGACCGACCACUCCUGUCUCCGGCGAGAGCAUGCUUCAAUCUGUCAGUGCAUCGUUGGCUUCGUUGACGAGAGAGACAGGACCGAAGCUGAUUAGAGGAGAUCCGGCGACUGCGGCGAAAGUGGCACACGUGCCACAUACUCCUACGUCAGUUCCGGCUGCUGACGUCAGCGACAGCGGCUUGAAGUUCACCCACGUCCUUCACAACCUCUCCCCUGCCGAGCUGUACGAGCAGGCUAUCAAAUAUGAAAAAGGAUCCUUUGUGACAUCUACCGGUGCGUUGGCUACGUUAUCGGGAGCCAAAACCGGUCGUUCUCCUAAAGACAAGCGUGUGGUUAAGGAUGAGACCACUGCGGCCGAGCUCUGGUGGGGAAAAGGAUCACCAAACAUCGAAAUGGAUGAACAAACUUUUUUGGUGAACCGAGAGAGAGCUGUUGACUACUUAAACUCUUUGGACAAGGUGUUUGUGAAUGACCAAUUCCUAAAUUGGGACCCUGAGAACAGACUCAAAGUGAGAAUUGUUUCAGCAAGAGCUUACCAUUCACUUUUCAUGCACAACAUGUGUAUCCGUCCAACACCUGAGGAGCUAGAGAAUUUCGGGACACCCGAUUUCACGAUUUACAACGCGGGGAAAUUCCCGUGUAACCGUUUCACUCAUUACAUGACAUCUUCGACGAGUGUGGACAUCAACCUAGCAAGAAGAGAGAUGGUGAUUCUAGGCACACAAUAUGCUGGAGAGAUGAAGAAAGGACUCUUUGGUGUGAUGCAUUAUUUGAUGCCUAAGAGAAAGAUUUUGUCACUUCACUCUGGUUGUAACAUGGGCAAAGAUGGAGAUGUUGCUCUCUUUUUCGGACUCUCUGGGACCGGAAAGACUACAUUGUCCACUGAUCAUAACCGGUAUUUAAUCGGAGAUGAUGAGCAUUGUUGGAGUGAGACCGGAGUUUCAAAUAUCGAAGGUGGUUGUUACGCGAAAUGCAUUGAUUUGGCGAGGGAGAAAGAGCCUGAUAUCUGGAAUGCUAUCAAGUUUGGAACCGUUUUGGAGAAUGUUGUGUUUGAUGAGCAUACACGAGAAGUGGACUACAGUGACAAAUCAGUGACAGAGAACACACGUGCGGCUUAUCCAAUAGAGUACAUCCCGAACUCGAAGAUACCGUGCGUAGGGCCACACCCGAAGAACGUGAUCCUAUUGGCUUGUGACGCCUUCGGUGUGUUGCCGCCAAUUAGCAAGCUCAAUCUCGCUCAGACUAUGUACCAUUUCAUCAGUGGCUACACUGCUCUCGUUGCGGGAACAGAGGAAGGAGUUAAAGAGCCUAGAGCUACUUUCUCAGCUUGUUUUGGUGCUGCUUUCAUUAUGCUUCACCCGACCAAGUACGCUGCUAUGCUAGCCGAGAAAAUGCAGGCCCAAGGAGCCACCGGUUGGCUUGUUAACACCGGCUGGUCCGGUGGAAGCUAUGGAUCUGGAAGCCGAAUCAAGUUGGCGUAUACACGAAAGAUCAUUGAUGCUAUACAUUCGGGUAGUCUCUUGAAAGCAACUUACCGGAAAACAGAUAUCUUUGGUUUGGAAAUUCCAGAUGAAGUUGAAGGAGUUCCUUCUGAAAUUCUGGAACCUAUCAAUGCAUGGAAAGACAAAGAUGCAUAUCAGGACACAUUGUUGAAACUGGCUGGCUUGUUUAAAAACAAUUUUGAGACAUUCACAAGUCAUAAGAUUGGUGAUGAUGGAAACUUGACUGAAGAGAUUCUUGCAGCUGGUCCUAACUUCUAAGUGAUGAUGAUGAUGAUGAAUACAAACAAACCUUUGUUUCAAAAUAAGACAACUUCAUAUA
Molecule: messenger RNA, 2245 nt
Organism: Capsella rubella
Lineage: Eukaryota; Viridiplantae; Streptophyta; Magnoliopsida; Brassicales; Brassicaceae
Product: phosphoenolpyruvate carboxykinase (ATP)
Exons: 9
Coding region: 172-2184 (670 amino acids)
Biological process (GO): gluconeogenesis
Cellular component (GO): cytosol
Molecular function (GO): phosphoenolpyruvate carboxykinase (ATP) activity; ATP binding
Source: RefSeq, a predicted model, not a curated record